AUGAAUUUACAGGUAUCUGAGCUCACAAAGACGCAUAUCAGCAACACUGCCAUAAAAGUAAGCUCAGACUCCUCAAUGGUGAUAAAAGAACUAGCAAGGACUAUGAAAACAAUGAAGAAAUCAUCUGCAAUAGAUCUCCUAGUGGGAGAAAUGAACAAUUCAGUUUUGGAGCUCCAAGAGGACUUGAAAUCUCUUCCUAAAUUAUUCAUUAAUCCACAGCCGCUUCUGCAAGAACCCGAAAGUCCUGAAAACAACAAUAAAACAAAAGCAGAAGCAGCAGCAGUUGCUCUCAUGGACAUAAUUCCACUUGGGACUUUAACUUCUCUGCUGAUUGAGAUUGUUGCUAGGAUUGAAGGCAUGGUUAGUGCAGUUCAAGAGCUGGCAAAGCUGGCCGAAUUCAAGGCAGUCGGCGAUCGGAAGGCGAAUCAGAAUCAGACUACUAACAAAGUUAUACCAGAUCAAAGUGCCCUCCAAAGGGUUUGAGAUAGAUUUGUACAUUGAUUAUUGUUCUUCGUCGAUUGUUUUGCCAAAAAGGGGGCAAGAAAUAUAUAGUAAUGAGGUGGUGCUGUAAAUUAUACCAAUCUAACAAAUUGAACAUAAUUCAAAAUCUGUCAAUUGAUCA
This is a messenger RNA of Malus domestica (apple), 622 nucleotides long. Lineage: Eukaryota; Viridiplantae; Streptophyta; Magnoliopsida; Rosales; Rosaceae. The record is from RefSeq and is a predicted model, not a curated record.